Molecule: messenger RNA, 2475 nt
Organism: Conger conger (European conger)
Lineage: Eukaryota; Metazoa; Chordata; Actinopteri; Anguilliformes; Congridae
Gene: foxp4
Product: forkhead box P4
Exons: 15
Coding region: 1-1827 (608 amino acids)
Biological process (GO): regulation of transcription by RNA polymerase II
Cellular component (GO): nucleus
Molecular function (GO): RNA polymerase II cis-regulatory region sequence-specific DNA binding; DNA-binding transcription repressor activity, RNA polymerase II-specific
Source: RefSeq, a predicted model, not a curated record
AUGACCCCCCAGGUGAUGACCCCCCAGCAGAUGCAGCAGAUCCUGUCCCCCCCCCAGCUGCAGGCCCUGCUCCAGCAGCAGCAGGCUCUCAUGCUCCAGCAGCUGCAGGAGUACUAUAAGAAGCAGCAGGAGCAGCUGCACCUCCAGCUCCUCUCCCAGCAGCAGCAGCAGCAGCAGCAGCAGCAGCAGCAGGCAGGGAAGACGGCCAAAGAGCAGUUGGGCAGCAGUAAGGCGGUGGCGUUCCAGCAGCAGCUGAUGCAGAUGCAGUUACAGCAGCAGCACCUGCUCAACCUGCAGCGUCAGGGCCUGGUGGGCCUCCAGCCGGGCCAGGGGGCCGUGCCCAUGCAGAGCCUGCAGCAAGCGAUGUGUCCAGCCGACCUGCAGCAGCUUUGGAAGGACGUGGCGGGGGUGCAGAGUUCUGACGACAGCGUUAAACACGAAGGUCUGGACCUGAGCACCAACAGCUCCAACUCUACCUCAUACUCAGCCUCCAAGGGCUCCCCCCAGCUAUCCCACCAUUCCCUGCCAAAUGGACACAACUCUGCUCACACUCCAAAGAGAGACAGGGCGCGGCUGUUUGAGUGGAUCUCCUCCUUCUCCAAGGAGCCUGUGGAGGAGCACCUCACCCCCUACUCUAAACCCUACCUGAGCAGCAGCCACUCAUCCCAUGAGGAACACACAGGCUCCCACCCGCUCUUCGGACACGGCGAGUGCAAGUGGCCCGGCUGUGAGGCUCUCUGUGAGGACAUGAGCCAGUUCAUCAAGCAUCUGAACAGCGAGCACGCCCUGGAUGAUCGCAGCACUGCGCAGUGCAGGGUGCAGAUGCAGGUGGUGCAACAGCUGGAGAUCCAGCUGGCUAAGGAGAGUGAGCGUCUGCAGGCGAUGAUGACCCACCUGCACAUGCGUCCAUCUGAGCCAAAGCCUUUCAACCAACCUCUGAACCUGGCCUCCAGCGGGGCCCUGCUGAAGCGGGAGAGUGAGAUGUACCCCGAGGGCCUGGCACACCCCCCCACCUCGGCCGCGGCCCCCAUCACGCCCCUGCGGCAGGGCCCCUCCGUCAUCAGCUCCUCCAGCCUGCACGCCCUGGGGCCCGUACGCCGCCGCAACUCCGACAAGUUCUGCACCCCCAUCGCCUCAGAGCUGGCGCAGAACUGCGAGUUCUACAAAAACGCCGAUGUCAGACCUCCCUUCACCUACGCCUCGCUCAUACGACACGCCAUUCUGGAAGCCCCUGACAGACAGCUGACUCUAAACGAAAUCUACAACUGGUUCACACGCAUGUUCGCCUACUUCAGGAGAAACACGGCCACGUGGAAGAAUGCCGUGCGGCAUAACCUGAGCCUGCACAAGUGCUUUGUGCGGGUGGAGAACGUGAAGGGCGCGGUGUGGACUGUGGACGAAGUGGAAUACCAAAAGAGGAGACCACCAAAGAUGACCGGGAGCCCCACUCUGGUGAAGAACAUGAUUUCAGGGCUGGGCUUUGGGUCGCUCAACGCCAGUUACCAGGCUGCCCUGGCUGAGAGCAGUCUCAGCCUGCUGAACAGCCCCUCCCUGGUGAACAGCUCUCCCGGGGCCAGUCUGAACAUGCUGCACGUGGGGCACGAUGAUGUGAGCAGCACUGUGGAGCAGGUCAACAGCAACGGGAGCUGCAGCCCCGGCCUGUCCCCCCAACAGUACAGCCACCAGAUCCACGUGAAGGAGGAGCCCACUGAGAUGGAGGAGGACAGCCGGCCCAUGUCGCUCAUGGCAACCGUCACUCAGAACCUGGGGUUGCCGGGCGACGAGCGCGACAUGGAGGACGACCUACCGGCAGAGGAGCUGGAGUAAGGGGCGGAGCCCGGCCUCACGCUGCCUCCCCAUUGGUGUAAAGUAGAUCAACCACACAAAAAAAAGAGAUACAAGAAGAAGAAAAAAAAAAAAGCGACACAAGAGAAAGAAAAACAAAAAAAAAUAAAACAGGGUUCGACCUCAUCCGCUCGCCAACGUCAGUCCAACGCCACCGCGCAGACCCACGCUCCCAACGCCCCCAACGCCCUGCUGCACUGCGCCCUCCGGUCCGUCUGCUCGUGUGCAGCGGGCCCCUCCCUCAGGCCUUUUCAUUGGCUCUGAGGCUGUUUCAUCACGGACCCUCAGUAAAAUGUGCCACACACACUUCCCUCCCCAAGACCAAGAGAGCAAACGGCUUGAAGUGGCAUCGCAAACGUCAUUGUCCGUCAGAAUCCUCUAUACAUGCAGGUGUGUGAGUAUGUGUACAUGCAAGCGUGCACGCCAAAACCUGUACAUAUUUUGGGAGUAUUUCUUGGAGGUGCCUACCUCUCUUAAAAAAUAAAAAAAAAAAGUCCUAUUGGUUCUUUUUGGCAAGAAAAAAACAAAACAAGACCUUGCUUUGAGGCAGAGGUGAGGGUGGUGGUGUUGAAGAUUACCUCAGAAAUCUGUUCACUCAACUAAGAUCCCUGAUCAGUUUCUGAAACUGAA